AUGAAGCAUCCUCCGAAGUCUAUCUUGAUAGUAAACAAGCUCAGAACGCAGCCUGUAAUCCUCGCCAUCGACGCCUUCCUUGAGCAUGUGCACACGAAGUAUCCUGGCGUACGAGUAUUUCAUGAAGACAGGCCUGAUAUACCUCAUGGGGCGGAAGUUUGGCAAGGUGCAAAGGUACAGCCCAUUGAUCUCGUCGUGACCCUCGGGGGCGAUGGGACAAUUCUACAUGCAUCCUCGUUAUUCAGUACUGCGGCGGUCCCACCCGUGCUAAGCUUCUCGAUGGGUACCCUUGGCUUUCUCCUUCCGUUCCACAUUGACGACUUCUCAAGAGCACUGGAAAGCGUGUUCCAAGGCAAGGCAACUAUUCUCAACCGAAUGCGACUGGCAUGUCGAUUUUACGACCAAGAAUUGAUGAACAUAAGCAAAGAUAAUGACGAUUGGCAAGUGAUGAAUGAGAUUGCCUUGCAUCGUGGAUCAAGUCCUCAUCUGAACACCAUUGAUAUCUUUGUUGAUGGUCAACAUCUGACGGAGGCUGUCUCAGAUGGUCUGAUAGUUUCCACACCGACAGGUUCUACAGCCUAUUCUUUGUCUGCUGGGGGUCCUAUUGUGCACCCGUCGCUGAGCGCACUGGUACUCACUCCCAUCUGUCCGCGGAGCUUGUCUUUUCGGCCAUUGGUGUUUCCUGCCUCAUCGCUUAUAACACUGAGGAUCGGAGAUCGCAGUCGGUCGCCUGCCGGCGUUUCGAUGGACGGUAGGGUUUCUCAUGUCCUCAAUCCCGGAGAGUCGGUGAAUGUUCAAGCUUCGCCAUAUCCCGUCCCGUGCAUUAACCGCUCGUCGAUCGUCGAGGAGCAGUCGAAUGUCGAAGGCGCCGGACCCGGUAAAGAAGACGACUGGGUUCGGGAUAUCAACAAUCUGCUUCAGUAUAACGCCACAUUUAGAAGCAAGGCUCUACUUCGACAUAGCCGUACAUGA
Molecule: messenger RNA, 972 nt
Organism: Pleurotus ostreatus (oyster mushroom)
Lineage: Eukaryota; Fungi; Basidiomycota; Agaricomycetes; Agaricales; Pleurotaceae
Gene: POS5
Product: NADH kinase pos5
Exons: 7
Coding region: 1-972 (323 amino acids)
Biological process (GO): NAD+ metabolic process; NADP+ biosynthetic process
Molecular function (GO): NAD+ kinase activity
Source: RefSeq, a predicted model, not a curated record